AUUCGCGCACCCCACCCUCUCGCUGCUGGGGCACUUCGCACCUGCACCACGUCCUCGGCGUCUCCAUCAUGCGCUUGUGCAGUGAUGUCUCCUCCGCAUGACGCUCCCGCCGCGGCGCCGGGCGCGCUGGGCGCAGCAGUCCAGGCGCCGCUCUCACAGGAGAGCGUCGCGUCCGUCUCGGGCAGCAGCAGCUUCGGCGAGGAUGAGGGCUUUCUGGCGGCGCUCGCCACCGUCGAGUUGACGCCUCCGGGGCGUGCGCGUGCCGACAGUGCUAUCAUGCCCCCGCCACGGCUGCCGCCAGCUGCGCUCGCCAGUGCGCGCAGCAGCACGGCGACUGGCAUCGGCAGCACGCCACGCACGGCCAAGCGGGCACGCUUUGCCAUGGAUCCGUCUUUCGAUGCGCUGCCAGAUGUAGCCGAGCGUCAGGGCCCGAGUGACUCUCGGGGCAGUAAGACGCAGCCCCGAGACGCCGACCUGCAGAUCCGCGCCGGCGAGGAGCGCUUCGACUCGCAGCUCGUCGACGAUGACGCAGAGGCACGAAAGCGUGCCUAUCUCAACUCAUCAACGUACGCACCCAGCGCCUUUGGAGACUUGCGCACCUACAAACACAACAAGCGCGGCAAGCUCAAAGUGCAGGGCAGCUCGAUGCUCGGCCAGGGCAGCAGCAGUGGCGACGGCGAGGCUGGCUCUUCCGACGGUCUGCUCUCGCGCAUCUUUGAGGGCACAAAUUGCUACAUCAACGGCCACACGGAUCCGCCAUAUGCCGAGCUGCGCCGCCUGCUGCUGCUGCACGGCGGCGAGCACAUGGUGUACCUCGACACCAAGUCGCCGUGCACGCACAUCAUCGCCUCGUCGCUCACGCCCAAGAAGCGCAUCGAGUUCCGCGACUACCGCACUGUGCGGCCCGAGUGGGUGACAGCAAGUAUCGCCGCUGGUCGCAUGCUCGACUGGCGCCGCUUUCGCUGCGAUGCCACCGCCGCAGGCGCGAUGGACUUUGGCGCGGCCGCUGGCUCCAGACUGCCCGGAUCUGUACGUGGUGUCGCGCCUACCCCGCAGGGCGCUGGAAGCUGGCGCAGCGCUGGCGCUGCCGCAGCUGCAUCGCAGGUGGCCAGCAGCUCAUCGCAUCAACAGCGCCAGUCUGAUGCCGUUGCUGCUGCCACGCGUUCGGUGCGCUCGGACGUGCAGAGUGCAGGCAACGCCGAUCCGUGGGGCCGCGCGAGCGCCCAGACUACGCUCGCAGCGGCAGUGCUCCGCGGCAAGCGGCAUGCCUUGCCCGAACCGGCAGAAGUGGCGGCACAAGCGCCAGCGUCGCCGACCAGCGAACAGCCAGCGUCUGGCGACGCCAGUAGCGUCGCAGGCGAGUGGGAGCCGACGACGCCGCCGCGUUCAUCGCAGUCAAAGGAGGCAGAUCUUUCGCCAGCCUCUUGGCUUGCACAGCUCGAGACGCCGCCGAAGAAAGCGGCUGAAGAAGUCUCGUCGACGGCGGAGCGGCUAGAGAGCCGCAAUGCGAUGCUUGGUGGCACGCCGCCGCCUUCGAGCGCGCUCAUGCUGGCGGAGGGCGAGCCGACGCAAGUGCCGCUCGAAAGAGGACAGCCGAUCGAACGCGCCGGAGUCGAGCGUCGUAAUGCCAUGCCAGGUGGCACGCCGCCGCCUUCAAGCCUGGCGCUGCUGGCAGAGGGCGAGGCGACUCAGGCGCCGAGCAAGGGUGCGCACGACACUGCAACGACGCCGGCGAGACCGAGUGCAGCGUCGACGUUGCUCCUCGCGCGUCCGUCGCCGAAUGCAGCAAAGCAGACCGCUGCGGCUCAGACUGAGCAGACCGCGCGGCAGGUAUUCUCCUCAUACGCCUCCAGGCCCUCCAACGCUUCAGCCGCCCGACUCUUGUCCUCGCCAUCCUGGCGCAAGGAGAACACAGCGACGAGCACGGCUUUUCUGGCCGGCUACUACGGCAAAAGUCGCCUGCACCACCUCUCCACGUGGAAGCUCGAGCUGCAGGACAUGGUCGGCCAGGCGAUGCGAGAGUCGGGCCGGGCGGAGGGCAGCCGAGACCUGCCGCCUGGCGUCGGACGCGUGAUCAUGCAUGUCGAUUUCGAUUCCUUCUUCGUCACCGUCGGUCUUCGCUCGCGACCCGAGCUGCGCGAGCAGCCAGUCGCUGUGUGUCACGGCAGUGGCGAGGGUGCGUCUGGCGACGCGACGAGCACGUCGGAGAUCGCCUCGUGCAACUACGUGGCGCGACGCUUCGGCGUGCGCAACGGCAUGAGUCUUGGGCAAGCACGCAAGCACUGUCCAGAGAUCCAGGCCAUCCCGUACGAGUUCGAGGCAUACAUGGACGUCUCGAUCCAGUUCUACUCCAUCCUGCUGGCGCACGCAGACGUGCUCGAGUCCGUGAGCAUCGACGAGGCACUGCUGGACGUGAGCCUGCUGCUGGAGAGCAUGCGCAAGGGCGAGGAGCCCGAGGGCGCUGACAUGGAAGAGCGCCGCGCGCUGCUCGCCUCGUACCGCGGCCACGUCAGCAGUCAGGGCGAGGUCUUCACGGCGGAAAAGCAGCUGGCCGAGGCGCUGCGCGACAUCAUCCGCACGCGCACUGGCUGCGAGGCCAGCAUCGGUAUCGGCGCCAAUGUCCUGCAGGCUCGUCUCGCCACGCGCAAGGCCAAGCCGGGCGGCUCGUUCCACCUGAGCCCGGAGAAGAUGCUCGAUUUCACCGCGGAUCUCGACGUCGACGAUCUGCACGGCGUCGGCUGGUCGAUCCGCGGCCGGCUCAAGGAGCUUUUCGGGACCUUCAACGUCGGCGAGCUGCGCAAGGUGGCCAAGCAGGGGCGCCUCGUGGCCGAGCUCGGGCCCAAGAAAGGCCUCGUGCUGUGGGACAAACUGCACGGCCGCGAGCGCGACCGCCUCGAGGCAUGCAAGCUGCGCCAGAGCCUCGGCGCCAGCGUCAACUACGCGAUCCGCUUCACGACGAUGGCCGAAUCGGAGGCCUUCGUGCGGCGUCUGUGCAACGAAGUCGCCGAGCGCCUGCGCAAGGCCAAGCUGCGCGGCCGUCACAUCACCGUGCAGGUCAUGGUGCGUGCCGCCUCUGCGCCCGUCGAGGCGCCCAAGUUCAUGGGCCACGGUGUCUGCGACACGCACAACAAGAGCAGCGGCAUUCCCGGCACGACGGCCGUCGACGACGGCGAGGUCAUCUUCAGCGUCGCGUGGCCCAUGAUCCGCAAACUGGCGCCCGACGCCACGCAGCAGCGCGGGCUAAGUGUCGCGCUGCAGAAGCUCGAGCCCAGCGACGGCUCGGUGGCGCAACCAAAGGCUCUCCCGCGGCAGCCGCAGCUCAACUUCGCCAAGGCGCCACGGCCGGUGGCUGCAAAUGCACCGGCGCUCGAAGCGCCGUCUUUGCGUGAAGCAGGCUCCUCGCGAGAUUCAAUACCCGCUGACGACGACGAAGACGAGGACGAGGCGCCGCACCCUGACCCUCUGCAACCCGGACCCGAGCCACGCCCGCGCCGCUCGCCCAGCCCGGCACCCCCGACGCCUCGCAAGCUGGCGACGCCCGCGCCGAUGCUGCCUCCGCCCGCACCGCGCGCCAUGGCACCGCCAGCGCCGCCAGCACCACGGAUGUGGCAGCCCGGCCCGCUCGCACAGCGGCCAUUUGCGCCUCCGCCGGGCACACAGUUCGCCAUCCCCUCGCAGAUCGACGACGCCGUCGUCGCGGCGCUUCCGGCACGCAUGCAAGAGCAGGUCGCUGCUGCGCGGGCCGCUCGUGCAGCUCGACUGGCCAGUGCGAGUGAGCCAGCUCUUGCUGUGUCCGGGCUUGCUGCUCGCGCCGUAUCUGCCGAGCCGGAUCUGGCCGUACAGCGAGGCCGGGAAACGCUGGCGCAGCCCUCGGUGCACGCUCGUGCCGCGUCGACGACGCCGUCCAAGCGGCGCGCCGCAGAGGACCGGGCGGCCUUCAUGCCGUCCUUCUCUCAGAUCGACCCUGGCGUGCUCUCCGCACUGCCCGACGAUGUACGCGACGAGGUGCUGCGUGACGCCGCCAUCCGCUCGCGCAGCGCUGCCGGCGCCUCGCGCUCCAAGUCAGAGUCGCCACGCAAGAAGCAGCGCACGGUGAGCCGGCCGCUGGCAAAGGCCUGGGGCAAGACGAUCGUCCCUGCCGACCAGCCGCGCGCCAAGGUGGCCGUGCAGGCGGCAGACCCGAGCAAGCUCAGCGCUGCGGAUCUCGAGGCGCUCGAGAUCGACCCGGCCUUCUUCCGUGCGCUGCCGCUCGACAUGCAGCGCGACACGCUGCACAGCCAGACGCGCAUCGUCGAGAGCAAGCGGGCGCGCUUCAAGGGCCGUCGGCACCUCGCCGAACAGACGCGCGCCGAGGAACGCCGCACUGCCGCCGAGCGCGCCGCCCGCGUGGCAGCUGAUCCCGGCGGCGUCGCUGCUGAGGGCGGUGCGCCCUUUCCUCCUCUCGUGCUGGCCCGUUCGGCGCGCCAGCGCGAUGAGGAGGCCGGGCGUGUGCCAUCGCUCGGCGGCAAGCACACGACGCAGGACGUCGUGGCGCUGCUGCAGGCGUGGUUCGCUCGGCAGCGCCAGACCGGCCCGCGCGCCAACGAUGCUGCGCGCUUCGGCGCCUUCCUGCUGGCAUGCGUGCAUCCAGAGGCGACGCCCGGCGCGCCGGCGCUCGACCUCGACAAGGCCGCCACGGUGCUGCGCGCCUGGCUGCAGCUCCUCCGAGCCGCCGGCUUCGCAGAGCCGCCGUCGACGACUGGCGCCGACGAGGCGGCGCAGCGCUGGUGGAGCGCCUUCACUGCUGCCCGCGACGCCGUCAAUGCGCGCGUGCAGCAGCGCUUCGGCUUUGCGCUCUCUCUGCGCUAGCCCGCGCUCCCCAACUUCCCGCCUCCUUUCUAUACCUCUUGUCUCUUAUACCGGCUCAUCACUGCACCUAUUGCCCUUGUGC
Tilletiopsis washingtonensis is the source of this 4930-nucleotide messenger RNA. RefSeq lists its product as hypothetical. Gene Ontology annotation, molecular function: damaged DNA binding; deoxycytidyl transferase activity; DNA-directed DNA polymerase activity. The coding region runs from base 85 to 4848 and encodes 1587 amino acids. Gene Ontology annotation, cellular component: nucleus. Gene Ontology annotation, biological process: error-free translesion synthesis; error-prone translesion synthesis. NCBI's taxonomy places the organism in Eukaryota, Fungi, Basidiomycota, Exobasidiomycetes, Entylomatales. The transcript has 3 exons. The record is from RefSeq and is a predicted model, not a curated record.